AUGGGGGAGACCAACAGUGUGGAUCAGCAAACAUCUGGCGCAAAGGGCGAAGUAUUCGAACGCGAGAUUCAUGCACAGAAGCGCGAGCGCGAGGAAGAUCCAGAGAGAGCUACUGCAAUUGAAAGUGAUAAAGAUGCGCCACCGAAAAGGCACCGCGGUGAAACACUGGGAACCGUACAAUCUGUGUCUAGUUCAGAGACUGAGGCGAAGGACGAUCAUAUGGAAUCUAAGUCUAAUCAUGUAAAGGAGAGCAAGGCUGAGGAUUCUGACGCUAUAAAUAAGGAGAAGAUUGAGGAAAAGCUGCAAUAUGCUGGCAACAAAGACGAGGCAAAAUCAAAGGGCACCCGUUCCGAAUCGCUCACAACCUCGGCAUGUGAAGGAGUUCAGACCACAAAUGCGGGAGUCACAUCAAUAAUACAUGGAAAUAAUGAGAGCCUGGAUCAAAGUAAAAAGGAAGAAAAACUAGGCAAACAUCAACAAGGUAAAGAUGAAGGGAAGAGUGAUCUGAUUGCGAGUAAAGACAAGUCGAAGAACAUGACAAGUGGGACUGGAUUAAGUCUUGGAUUUGGAGCCUUUGCCUCACGUUCAGCACCUUUCAAGUCUGCUACCGCCUUGACAGAAAAAGCAGAUGCUGCAUCGGAGAAGGUUACCAAGGACUGGGCCGUGGAUGGGAGCGAAUCCAUGACGCCUGAAAAAGGAGACUUCGUCGUACGGAAAAAAGAAGUCCAGAAACCAGAUAUGGAAUUGACAACAGGCGAAGAGGAUGAAGAAACUGUGGCAACAGCGCGAGCGAAGCUGUACUCUUUGGCAGAAAACCAAAUCUGGAAAGAACGCGGAACAGGCACGAUCAAAGUUAACGUCCACAAGUCGAACAAAUCUUCACGUUUAGUGAUGCGACUUGAUGCUGUAUUGAAGCUGAUCCUCAACGUGAAGCUCUUCCCAGGAAUGCAGUGCAAUUUGGAGCAGGACCGAUUUAUUCGUGUAGUGGCUAUGGAAUCGGACGGACUAUCGCACUUCGCUAUCAAGUUUGCCAACGCCAAUGAUGCUACGGCAUUCCUCACAAGCUUGCAAGAGCACAUACCCUCUGCUUAA
This is a messenger RNA of Malassezia globosa CBS 7966, 1092 nucleotides long. RefSeq lists its product as uncharacterized. The transcript is spliced from 3 exons. Gene Ontology annotation, molecular function: GTPase activator activity. Bases 1 to 1092 code for a protein of 363 amino acids. The record is from RefSeq and is a predicted model, not a curated record. Gene Ontology annotation, cellular component: cytoplasm; nuclear pore. NCBI's taxonomy places the organism in Eukaryota, Fungi, Basidiomycota, Malasseziomycetes, Malasseziales, Malasseziaceae. Gene Ontology annotation, biological process: intracellular transport.